Molecule: messenger RNA, 2231 nt
Organism: Octopus sinensis (East Asian common octopus)
Lineage: Eukaryota; Metazoa; Mollusca; Cephalopoda; Octopoda; Octopodidae
Product: tripartite motif-containing protein 3
Exons: 3
Coding region: 709-2181 (490 amino acids)
Biological process (GO): proteasome-mediated ubiquitin-dependent protein catabolic process; protein polyubiquitination
Molecular function (GO): protein binding; ubiquitin protein ligase activity
Source: RefSeq, a predicted model, not a curated record
AAAAACCCUUUCCCUUCCUUAUAACACAUAAUCUAACCUUAUUUUAUUUGUUUCUGGAAUUGUGCCAACUUUACCUUGACAAACCACGUUAUAAAGCAAACCAACAACAGAACCUCUAUGUGGUUAAUCGAUUUCCUAGAAAUAGUUACCAAACCUUCAAAUCACGGCUUAUUGUAUCUAAACAAAAAAGGGGAAUAUAAAAUAAAGUAUGGGAAGGACAUGAUUGGAGCGUCUUUACUAUAUCACAAUCGACCAGGAACUAAAUAACAAGACCUCAUUAAUCGUGGUCAAAAGAUUUUCUAUUGAAAAUAACCCUUGACAAACCAUAGCAACAGAAAGUAAACAUGAAAGUAUAUGUGUGUGUGUUGAAUGUAUGUGCGAUCGUGUUUGUGAUGUGUGUGUAUGUAAAUAUGUGCCCGUGAGUAUGCAUAAUGUGUGUGAUGACUACUGAAAGUUUCUAUUGGUGGUUAAGCAACAGCUGUGUUAGUAGCUUGACGCAAUUGUAUUUUCCUGACUGCUGCUACUGAUACUACACUUAUUAUCACCAUCACUUCUACUCUGCAGCUGUCCGAUUCGUGUUAUCCUGUAGUAUUAAUCAACCACCCACCACCAGCACUAUCGUAACUAUUAUUACUACUACUGCUAUUAGUACUUCGGGUAUAUUCAGUAUAUGAAGGAUCUAACUCUACAGUUCCAUGAGAAAGAAACAUGUCGAGCGACUUAGAACAGAAGAUAGCAGCAGAUAUAACAUGUUCCAUCUGCUUAGAGAUAUUUACUCGGCCUUUAGCCUUGGUUCCGUGUCUACAUUCUUAUUGUAAACAUUGUCUCGAGCUUUACGUGAAAAACUUCGCAGAUAACAAUGGGUGUUUCCCAUGUCCUGAAUGCAGGAUUCAAAUUACCUUACCUUCGGAAGGGAUCGAAGGUCUAACCCAUAACCAUACCCUACAAAGUAUUCUAGACAAUUGGUUUUCGCAUAACAAGGAAAAAGCUGUUGAGAUUGUGCAGCAAGUGCCCGAAGCCAAAGUUAAUAUAAAUGAUGUUGAUCUAUCAUCUUAUACUGUAGUAGACAUGGAUGAGAAAAGUCAACUGGAGAAGAAUGAACACUCUUUAAUACAGCAACAGCACUUUAAUACAGACACCAACAAAACUUCGCAAUCAUCAAAUGAGCCAACACAAUUACCAAAUUUACCUAACCUACAUGUAUAUAAAGCAUCAUUACCACCACUACCAUGUAUACCUUCAGCUCCAUUUCCACAAUAUAAUUUAUAUCCCAAUAUAAGGGACUAUGAUGGCAAUGAUUUAAACUCUCAGACAUAUAUUCCACAAAAGGACUUUUGUACAGAAGGAUUACUUUUAAAAUUUGGUCAAUAUAGCAGACAUGUUAAUGAGUUUCAGAAACCUUAUGGUAUUACUAUUAACAGAGCUGGGCAUAUAUGUGUAUCAGAUCUGAAAGGAGGACGUAUUCUCAUAUUUUCACCAACUGGUACCUUUCUUAACAAGCUUCUUCCUUCUUGUGAUAUAUAUGAUAUAGCUAUAUUACCAAAUCAAAACAUUCUAACCUCAGUUGCAAAAGCUGACAAAGCUAUCUUGCACAGCUAUAAUAUGAACAGCCAUUUAAUUUCUCAAUACACUGGACUCCAUUAUCAAUAUGCUCGCCCAAGUGGUGUUGCUGUGAACAAGCAUGGCUAUGCCAUUGUAACAAGCUUGGAAAAUAAUUGUGUCUAUGUAUUUACAGAGGAAGGUAAACUUUCACAGAAAUUUGGUUGGAAAGGUUCUGGCAAUGACCAUUUCGAUAGACCUUAUUUUGUGACUACUAAUGAUAAACUUCAAAUUAUUGUCUCUGAUUGUGGUAACAACUGUAUUAAAGUGUUCAGCAGUGAUGGCAAAUUUAAGUGCAUGUAUGGUAAGAAAGGAAAAGACAAAGGUAUGCUGUUUAAACCAAUGGGGGUUUGUACAGACAGAAACAAUAAUAUCAUAGUGGCAGACUAUGGAAAUUACAGAGUUCAGGCAUUCAGUCCAAAAGGCCGAUCUCUUGGUUUCCCUGUUUAUGACACAUUUUGUAUUGGUAAAGAUGUUUCUCCUGUCAAUGUUGCUAUUAACAGACAUGAUAAUAUUGUUGUUCUAUUGACUGGAGAAAAAUUUGCUGAAGUUCGGGUAUAUGAGUGGAAUCCAGAAGUUUAAACUGAUUAUUCAAGUUCAAAUAAAAUAUAUAUGUUUUAUUUUCAUGUUAA